Messenger RNA from Medioppia subpectinata, 822 nucleotides. The record is from the annotation of a GenBank genome assembly. NCBI's taxonomy places the organism in Eukaryota, Metazoa, Arthropoda, Arachnida, Sarcoptiformes, Oppiidae.
UUCAUUUGCAACGCAUUGUCAAUCUUUACACCGUAUGGUCCCAAACGCUACACCAAUUUGCCCACAACUAUGGCCGGCAAAGUGGUCGUCAUUACAGGUGCCAACUCCGGGAUCGGCAAAGUUAACGCAACCCUAUUUGCUAAACUGGGAGCUAAAGUAGUGAUGGGCUGUCGCGAUAUGGCUAAGGCCUACAUAGCGGCCAUGGAUAUCCGUACAGAGGCCGGAGCCGAUAUGGCCAAAGUGCUAGUCAUGAAACUGGACUUAUCAUCGCUGGUAUCGGUCCGUGAGUUUGCCAAAGCCCUGUCCGAUGUGGUCGACCACAUCGAUAUACUAGUAAACAACGCGGCCGUUAUGUUUUGCCCUAAUUGGCGCACUGACGAGGGCUUUGAAAUGCAGUUUGGCAUUAAUCAUCUUGGUCACUUUCUACUAACCCACCUGGUAAUGGACAAACUGAUGGCCGCUCCGGACGGCGCGCGUAUAAUAAACGUCUCAUCCAUGGCUCACAUGAUUGGCGAAAUCAACUUUGAGGACAUCAACUCCGACCAAUCGUACGGCAAAUACCGGGCCUACUUUCAGAGCAAACUGGCCAACGUGCUAUUCACCCGGGAGUUGGCCCAACGGCUAAAGGGCACAGGGGUCCGAGCCUACUGCCUACACCCGGGAAAUAUGCGUAGCGACCUUUACAAACACCUAUAUGGUUUCUGGGGUCUCAUAGCGUGCUUUAUGGGGCCGUUUUGUUUCAUGUCGGCCGAAAUGGGCGCUCAGACCACCCAUUUCUGCGCACUGGACGUAUCGGUGGCCGAUGACUCUGGCUAUUAUUAC